AUGGACAGUGGUAGCAAUUUCUUGGCCGAGUUUGACCACUUGUUAGGCAUUCCGCCGCCAACAGUCGAGAAUUCAAGCGUGGCGUCCAACACCCUCCCGGACUAUGCUUCCCCUUCAUUUGACCUGGACUUUUGGGGGUCCAUUUCCAACGACCAUACGCAGUCUUUCUUCACUGCUUCUCUGGAUCCCAUGACCACUCUGCCAGGACUUCAAGUAGAUUACCAGCCCGGUACCACUACGGGCUCUCAAAGUACUGGACUCAGCCAGAACAACCUAGCCGUGUUCAACAGCUUAUCCGAGUCCCUUGAUCCCGCGCCCACGCAGGCUGCUGCCCCGGCCAAGCCAGAGUCGUCCACCACCUCGUCCAAGCCGCGUUUCUUGCCCCCCAAAGGCCCCCGGAAACAGCACCGGACCGGCUUCCGUCAACUGCCUGGAGCCAACGGUAAGAUCAAACGAGGCCGGCCUUCGAAGAAGGAGUACAAGCUGGCGGGCGUGGAGGUCGACAUGUAUGCGCUCAAGGGCAUCACUCUCCAUGGGCCGGCCAAGUCUUUGAACGAAGUCAAGGGCGGCGAAGCGAUCGCCAGAAGGUCCGGAGUGAGGAGGUCCAGCCGAAAAUCAAAGAGCUCCGUCUCAUCUGAUGUCAAGUCCAAGCCUGCACCCGGACCAUCCACUUUUCCCACAAUCCCGGAAGAACCUCUCCCCGAGCAAGUUCCGAGCCAGAGCUACAGCGCCCUUCAAGAUAUGCUCUUCCCACCAUCCGCCCAGCCUCAGGGGAAUUCCGCCUUCAACUACCAGUUGCCCAACUUGGCCGAUAGCCAGAACUCGGCGGAUCUGAAAUUCUUGUCAGCUGUUCAGGCCGUAAACGAUGAGAUCACUUUGCAGAACAACGCCGGCAUCUACUCCCAGCAUGAUCUGUCCCAGUUUACUGACCUUGGCUUCCAGCCCUUGGCUGGCUACCAAUCAGGCUACCAACCAUCGACGGGCUUCCAAUCAGUCCCGGACAUGACACAGCCACCGACUGGUUUGCUGUCGUACCCUGACUUAGUGCAGCCAUCGACGGGCUACGAACCAUUCAUACCUGACUUGAGCCUAUCGACUGGCUUCCAGCCCUUGUCUGACUUGCCGCCCUUAUCCGGCAUGCAACAACUAGCUAACAUUAACAUGCAGCCGCAGCAGCAGCUGCAAAUGAAUGACUUUCCCGCUCUUAACCCAGUGGAUGGCUCUCUUCCCGCUGGGCUCCUUCCCGUCGAUCCCAACUCAGAUUUCUCCCUCGGCACCAAUUGGGAUAGCACCCUUUCAAGCCAGUCGUACAGCACCGCCAGUAAUGCCUUUGGACUUGAUGGUAAUCUUCUGCCUACUUACCCAGACUCCCAAUACAGCACUGGAGGCUCGUAUAACCCAAACGUAUAUAACCAGUCCGCGUACCCUUCGGAAUUCCCAAAUCUGUAA
This is a messenger RNA of Puccinia triticina, 1449 nucleotides long. RefSeq lists its product as uncharacterized. NCBI's taxonomy places the organism in Eukaryota, Fungi, Basidiomycota, Pucciniomycetes, Pucciniales, Pucciniaceae. The record is from RefSeq and is a predicted model, not a curated record. The coding region runs from base 1 to 1449 and encodes 482 amino acids. The transcript is spliced from 2 exons.